Cylicocyclus nassatus is the source of this 2877-nucleotide messenger RNA. Lineage: Eukaryota; Metazoa; Nematoda; Chromadorea; Rhabditida; Strongylidae. The record is from the annotation of a GenBank genome assembly.
GUACUGAACAUGCCUCAUCUUGCGCUGCUUCUACUUCUAUUCGCUGCCCCACUUGCGCCCCAAUCCGUGAACGAAAUUCUCAUGGAUGAUGAGUUAAUCAUACCAAUAAGUCCAAAUGAGACCAGCACUUCUGUGCCAAACACUACGCCAAAAGCUGUGGACGACGAUCCGUUGACUAAAGGAUCGCUGAGCAAAUCCCAUAAAAGCUCAACACGUCCGAAAUUUGUCGAGCUAGCUAUGAGACCGAAGCGGCAGCUAGAUGAGGACCACGGCGUUCUUCUCGGCCAAGAUCAGGGAGAAUUCGUACAAGCAGACUAUGAGCAGGGAGAAUUCCAAGAGGGAGGCGGACAUUUUGUCUCGUACACAAUAUCGCACGAUACAACAGUUGAUCGAAAAGAACGAUCUAGUGAGGAAGUGGCCACAAUCCCACCCUUCGAACCAAUCGAAGUCAUCGAAUACGAAACGGAUGACGAAGGGUCUGGCCUUGACCAGUUCAAAGAUCAAGCGGACAAAGCUGGCAAAUCGCGAGAAAUGGAGCUUCCACCCGCACCAACUCCUCCGCCUCCUCUUCCGAUGGACCUGGAAAGGAAGCCUGUGCACGAGACAAUUCAGCAAGGGCCAAAAGGAGAACGUGGAGAGCCGGGACCACCAGGAGUGUGCGUGCAACAAUGCCGGGAUGGUCCGCCAGGGCCGAGUGGUCCCAUUGGACCGCAAGGACCUCAGGGUAUUGAAGGCCCACCUGGACCUCCUGGACCACCAGGGGAACCUGGCUAUGUUCAAACGUCACAAUUUGGGGAAAUGCAGCCUAUGCCUGGCCCACCAGGACCACAAGGUCCACCUGGGCCUCCAGGGCCGCAGGGCAUUCAAGGUCCGCGAGGUGAAACCGGUUAUCCCGGACGAGAUGGUCGUGAUUUUCAGGGUUUGUCUGACAGAGACAUUGAGCUAAUUGUCAGGCAUCCUCUACUCAAGGGAGAGAAAGGAGAGUGCGUCCACACAACCACUACCGUCUUUCAACCAGCUCCUAUAGAGAAUGUGUUACCGCAAUAUGAACGUGAGCCGUCACGCCAAGGGCCUCGGGGAGAGAAAGGAGAAAGAGGAGACCGCGGAAUGCCAGGACCGCAAGGACCAGCUGGACCACCUGGGCCACCUGGACCGGCGGGACCAGGAGCGGGGCAUCAGGUGCCGUACGCAGGAGGGGACUCAAUUGUGCGGGUCUAUCCGAGCACACAUGAAUUGUUUUCCUCUCGAGUACACAUUGGAACUCUUGCAUUUGCUACCGCUACGCAACAACUUUAUAUCAAAGUGAAUAAUGGCUGGAAGGAAGUUAUGCUCGGCGCAUUCCAUCCAAUAGUGGAGCAACGUCAGUCUGUGGAAACCGCUCGACCAGUCUCCAGACCGCCACCGUUAGCACCACAGCCAGUGUCACGACCUCCUCCAUCGGGUCCUCGUCGAGAACUUAUUGGACCAGCUCCUCCUCCGGCAUACCCCGCGCCACCUCCGUAUCCUGCCCCUCCGCCGCGGUACCCAGCUCCAUAUGCAGGACAUCCUCCUCCUGCGCAACCAAUGCCUUCCAUAUAUCCACGAGAUGAAGCCGCUCCGCCCGUUCUAGCUUAUCAAAGGGAGAAACCGGCACCUCCCCCUCAAAGGGAGAGACCAGCACCUCCCCCUCAAAGGGAGAAACCAGCACCUCCGCCGCCACCACGAUUCCACCCAAGACCACCUCCAAGUGAGGUUGGUAUGCAUAGAGACCGUUCGAUCCAUCUGAUCGCUUUGAAUAAUCCUUACGAUGGAAACAUGCGUGGAAUGCGCGGCGCGGAUCUCCAAUGCUAUCGCGAGGCAAGAAUGGCUGGUUUUACAACUACCUUCCGUGCAAUGCUUUCUAACAAUGUGCAGGAUUUGCUCCGAAUUGUCCACACAGCCGAUUGGGACACACCUGUAGUAAACAUUCGUGGUGAGCAUUUAUUCGCAAGUUGGAGAGCAGUGCUCAAUGAUGGGCAACGCACAACUCGUCCACUGUACUCAUUUGACAAGCGUGACGUCAUUGUUGAUGACCACUGGCCAGACAAGCGCAUAUGGCAUGGGACGAAAAGCGGUGGAAUACGCGCUGGUGACUACUGUGAUGAUUGGCGAUCUAACUACGGUUCUCUGUCUGCUAUGGCUGGAGAUUUGCGAAUCCCAGGUGGUUUGAUUGUGGAAGCUCGGCCAACCAGCUGCGACCACAGACUUAUCGUUCUCUGUGUGGAGAAUAUGUCAAGAUACAACACUGACCGAAUUCUCAAGAAGAAACGAUUGCUUGAUUUCGUCUUCUAAGUCACUACUCCACGCCAUGAGCUACACCAGCCGCUGCGUAUUGAGGAACGAUACUGUACUGUAGGCGUCAAAUCGUAAUUUGCAUAUUUUCCCUAUCACCCUGAAACACAUCUCAAUAAGGAGUCUGCCGUCACGUCCGGUGUUGUUCUUGCCAUUCCCUCCGUUGUAAUAAUUUCACUUGUAUUUUGUAUAUUUAUCGCCCGUAUAAGGUGAUAUGUCAUUAAGAUCACACCGGAUAUAACUUAUUUAUUUUUUUUAUUUUUUCUAGAUAAUUUUCAUGCAAUAAUGCACAAAUGCCACCGAAAUCUUUCACUAAGUUUUGUUUUAGGUCGCUUCUAUAUGUGCAAUGUUUGUAUAGAUCUGUUCAAGAUACUGAAAACUUUAAGUAAUAAUAUUUCUUAUAAAGCAGAAUCUCGUCUUGAAGCUUUGCUCUGUAGAAAGUCAUGCAUAUGUCUUUUGAAGCCCUGCCAUCAGAAAUUUUUUGGCGUUUAUAUUACUGUGUUAUUAUAGAGCAGAUAUUGGUCGUCGCAACAUUUGUUUAGUCUUGCGUUUUUCAAACAUUGUGAU